UGUCAAUUGAAUUGAACGUUCUAAACAGGUAACGCAACCCCAUGAUGGGAAGAACUGCCCUUAAGAGGGGUAGUUUACCGUUAAAAUCUGAGCUGCCUGUACCGUCCAUGGUUUUAAAUAAUUUAAUGCCUAAAUAUCUCCUGACUCAACUGCCAAAACAGUAAUUACCUGUUUAGUGCUAAUAUAAUCCACUUCGUAAACCCUUUUUUCUCACCUCGUAAUCUCCACCAUUUGCUUUUGCUUCCAAGAAAAUCCAAAAAGAAUCCAUCGAUAAUUCCAGCGUCAAUGUGUCACUCAAUACCCGCUUAAUCUCCUGUGGAAGUCCUAAAUCCUGAUCUUCUUCGGCCAAACUACAUUUCCAUCAAGAACCCUUUUCAUUUUGGGUACCAUCCAUGGCAAUAGUUAGAAAUUCUAGCUCCGCUCUUACAUUUCAUACUUUAGUCCUUGCGAAGAGCCAGAGUGGUGAUUUGAACAAGGGGGUUUUUGUUCUUCCAGUAUCUGGUCAUGGGGUUUCUUGGAAUGUGAGGCAAGUGAAGAGUGGAGCUAUUAGGCAUGGGGUUGUGCGUGCAGUAGCAGAAGUGAGUACUAAAAAAGAGUCUAAGAGUUUGGAUCAUUUGGGUUUGGAUAUGGUGGCAGAGGGAGAGCUGAGAGAAAAAGGGUUCUUGGGGAUGAGGAAGACGAAGCUGGUUUGUACAAUUGGGCCGGCUUGUUGUUCAUCGGAGGAAUUGGAGAGAUUGGCAAUGGGAGGGAUGAAUGUGGCUAGGCUUAACAUGUGCCAUGGCACAAGGGAAUGGCAUCGCAAUGUGAUUAGGAGGAUCAAGAAAUUGAAUGAGCAAAGAAGGUUUUGUGUUUCUGUGAUGAUUGAUACUGAAGGGAGUCAGAUUUUUGUGGUGGAUCAUGGAGCUCCUUCCUCUCUUAAAGCUGAGGAAGGUUCAAUUUGGUUGUUUACCGCAAAAAAAUUUGAGGGUUCUCUUCCAUUCACAGUUCAAGCAAACUAUGAAGGGUUUUCUGAAGGAAUUAUAGUUGGUGAUGAACUGGUUAUUGAUGGUGGAAUGGCAAGCUUUGAAGUAAUUGAAAAGAUUGGACAUGAUUUGCGUUGUAAGUGCACAGAUCCUGGUCUGCUUCUGCCUGGAGCCAAAUUGAGCUUUUGGAGAGAAGGGGUGCUUGUGGAGAGGAAUUAUGGACUGCCUACUUUAUCAGUGAAGGAUUGGGCUGAUAUUGAGUUUGGCAUUUCUGAAGGUGUUGAUUUGAUUGCUAUGUCAUUUGUAAAUGAUGCUGAUUCUGUCAAGCACCUAAAGAACUGCCUCUCCACUAAUUCUGCAAAAUCAAUUAAAGUAUUAGCAAAGAUUGAGAGUUUGGAUUCUCUUCAGAAAUUGGAAGAAAUUGCAGAGGCUUCUGAUGGAAUCAUGGUGGCUCGUGGUGACCUAGGAGUAGAAAUCCCUCUUGAACAGAUUCCAACUGUUCAAGAAGAAAUAACUCAUAUCUGCAGGCAACUAAACAAGCCUGUGAUCAUAGCUUCUCAACUUCUUGAGUCAAUGGUUGAAUAUCCGACCCCAACACGUGCUGAGGUGGCAGAUGUUUCUGAAGCAGUUCGACAAUAUGCCGACGCAUUGAUGUUGUCUGGUGAGUCAGCUAUUGGAUCAUAUGGGCAAAAGGCUCUAUCUGUCUUGCAAAUGGUCAGCAGUCGAAUGGAACUAUGGAGUCGCGAGGAAAACCGACAAAGCAAUCUCCACACACGUCAACUUGGAGAGUUAUUGCAUGAGCGCAUUGCAGAAGAAACAUGCAAUUCUGCUGUUGAAAUGGCUAACAACCUUGGAGUAGAUGCAAUCUUUGUGUAUACAAAGCAUGGAGAAAUGGCGUCACUUCUGUCCCGCAACCGCCCAUAUUCUCCCAUAUUUGCAUUCACAAGUGAUAGUGCAACUCAGAUGGCUUUGAAUUUAAGGUGGGGAGUUACCCCCCUCCUUGUUGAUUUAUCAGAUGAUAUGGAAGACAACAUCUCAAAAACAAUUGAUCUCAUGAGAACAAAGGGCGUGAUAAAAGCAGGAGAUGCUGUUUUGGUGGUCUCGGAUUUAACUCCAGCACGUGCAAGUUCAACAGCGUCCCAAUCAAUCCAGGUGAAGACUGUAGUUUAGGGGAACUUCUCUCCUAAUGCUAGUCACUUGUCUGUCAGGUAAGAACAAUAAGAUGAAGUAAGCAUAAGAAACUUCGAGUUCAUAGGAGGUUUGUGAAAGAUGCUUGUAUAUUUGAUCAAUGCUCUUAUUCACCAUGAUCAUGGCAUCACAGACUCAUUAAAGUAUAAGCAUGAUAUCGAUUAUGGCAUAUGCAGAAGGGGUGAAAAAAGAAGUUUGUUAAUUAAAUUUGAAGGUCCUGUUUUUCGAAGACUAUGUGCAUUUGUUUGUAUUAUAGUGAAUGCAUAAAUAUCUUUCAUCCA
Hevea brasiliensis (rubber tree) is the source of this 2431-nucleotide messenger RNA. RefSeq names its product pyruvate kinase isozyme A, chloroplastic. The record is from RefSeq and is a predicted model, not a curated record. Gene Ontology annotation, biological process: glycolytic process. NCBI's taxonomy places the organism in Eukaryota, Viridiplantae, Streptophyta, Magnoliopsida, Malpighiales, Euphorbiaceae. Gene Ontology annotation, molecular function: magnesium ion binding; pyruvate kinase activity; potassium ion binding. The transcript has 7 exons. Gene Ontology annotation, cellular component: cytoplasm. The coding region runs from base 393 to 2132 and encodes 579 amino acids.